Messenger RNA from Prunus avium (sweet cherry), 1245 nucleotides. NCBI's taxonomy places the organism in Eukaryota, Viridiplantae, Streptophyta, Magnoliopsida, Rosales, Rosaceae. The record is from RefSeq and is a predicted model, not a curated record.
AUGGAUAUUCUAAAUGAUGUUUUUCCAUUUGCAUCUACCAACAUCAAUCAGGAAGGGGAAGAUGAUGUGCCUACACCAAUGGACAAUGUAGAGUUCGAACAGUAUGAAAAACUGUUAAAAAAUGUCAUCCAAGAGUUAUAUUCGGGGUGCGAGAGCAUAUCCGUUCUCACGGCCAUUGUGGAGCUAAUGCACGGAAAAAUAAAGUAUCGUAUGUCGAACCAGUGUUUUCAUUAUUUUUUGGGGGUUUUCAAGAGAAUGCUUCCGACAGACAAUUUUUUGCCGAAAGACCACAGACAGGCGCAGAAGGUGUUGAAUGGUCUUGGAUUGGGUUAUGAAAAGAUUCAUGCUUGCAAAAACAAUUGCAUGUUGUUCUACAAAGAGUACGAAACAUUGGAUACAUGCCCUAUAUGCAAUGGGUCGAGGUUCAAAAUGACAUAUGAGAAUAGAAUGACUAAGAUCCCACAAAAAGACAUGCGAUAUCUGCCCCUGAAACCUAGGUUGCAGCGAUUGUGUAUGUGGACGCAUACUGCCACAGACAUGAGAUGGCAUAAGGAAAAACGGGUAGAUGACGAUGUGAUGUGUCAUCCUGCAGAUGGGGAGGCAUGGAAAGAGUUUGAUCGAACCUUCCCCGAGUUUGCUGCUGAUCCCCGAAAUGUUAGAUUGGGACUUGCCACUAAUGGAUUCAAUCCGUACGGGGUUCUAAACCAACACCACAGCACUUGGCCGAUUUUCGUAUUCCCAUAUAAUUUGCCGCGCAUGAAAAAAGAAGACAUGAUGAUGACUGUUUUGAUAAUUGAGGAUCUAGGCAGGUCAAUCGAUGUUUACUUACGGCCGUUGGUUGAUGAGCUCAAGCAUUUAUGGACAAACGGUGUGCGCACGUACGAUAAAUCCACUGGGAAGAUGUUCACUUUGCGGGCAGCAGUUAUGUGGACUGUGAAUGAUUUUCCCGCAUAUUCAAUGGUUUCUGGGUGGAGCAUAAAGGGUUAUAUGGCAUGCCCUGUAUGCAAGGAAGAUGUAACCUCUGGUUGGCACGCUGGAAAAGUUUGUUACCUUGGUCAUCGGAGAUGGUUGCCAUGGGACCACGAGUGGCGGGAAAAGGAUAAAGAGUUCGAUGGGAACACAGAGCGUCGCCUCAGACCUAGAGAAUGGUCCGGUGAUGAGAUCUUGGAACAGCUUAACCGUUUGGAUUUUGCUCUGUUCGGGAAAACAGUUAAUUGGACCAGACCUUCUACAUAUAUGAACUAG